Urocitellus parryii (Arctic ground squirrel) is the source of this 1152-nucleotide messenger RNA. RefSeq names its product CD320 molecule (gene Cd320). The record is from RefSeq and is a predicted model, not a curated record. Gene Ontology annotation, molecular function: protein binding. Gene Ontology annotation, cellular component: plasma membrane. Lineage: Eukaryota; Metazoa; Chordata; Mammalia; Rodentia; Sciuridae.
GAUAAGAACCCGGGCAGACGGCGUGUGGCGGGUACAGCGGCUGGGGCGGCACGAGUAGCGGCCGGAUGACGCGGGGCGGAGCACGGCGGAUAGCGGCCCUGGGCCUGGGGCUUCGGCUACUGCUCAGCCUCGGGCUGGGCCUGGAGGCCGCCCCGAACCCAGCCCGAACCCGGACGUCGGCCCAAGCUCCAGGCCCCAGUGCAGGCUCGUGCCAGCCCACCCACUUCCAGUGCCGCAGCAGUGGCUUCUGUGUGCCCCCCACCUGGCGUUGCGAUGGCGACUGGGACUGCUCAGAUGGUAGCGACGAGGAGGAGUGCAGGAUCGAGCCGUGUACCCAGAAUGGGCAGUGCCCUCCACCCCCUGGCCUCCCCUGCUCCUGUGAUAACAUCAGUGGUUGCUCUGGUGACACCUACAAGCACCUUCAGAACUGCAGUGGCCAGCCCUGCCCCGCAGACCAUCUGCACUGCGCACAGGAGGACACCUGCAUCCCACACACGUGGCGCUGCGAUGGCCACUCAGACUGCAUGGACUCCAGCGAUGAGCUUGGCUGCGAAACCAACAAGACUUUCCAGGGAGGGAGUGCCAUAACCAUGACCCCUGGGACCCUGGAGAUUGUCACUUCUCUCAGGAAUGCCACAGACGACUCUGCUGGGCACCAGUACAGAAGCCCAGGUGUCCACGGGGCCGUUGUUGCUGCUGCAGUGCUGAGUGCCAGCCUGGCUGCUGCCAUCCUCCUGGUAGUGAUAUGGCUCCGAGCCCAGGGGUAUCUACCCGCCCGUGGGCUUCUGGUGGCAGUGAAGGAGUCUCUGCCGCUGUCAGAACGGAAGACCUCAGUGCUCUGAGGACAUGCUCUCACACCUCGUCGCCCCUGCCUGAGUGCAGCCAGAUGAGGAUUGUCUGCAUGGGAACAUGCGGGCAGCUGCUGGGGCCCCAGCCCUCAGAGACGUGGGUGCUCCUGGCCACCUAGAACCUUGCAGACGUGGCCCAGGAGGCUGGGACACUCCCUGUGCACAGGAGGAGUUUGGAUGGAGAACACGCCACAGCCAGAGACGAGGGGCUGGCCAUAGCCCCUCCCAGGGCCGGGGAUGGCCCUGCACCUAGACACUCCUGCCACCCUUGCUAGGGUGACGAUUAAAGUUCUUCCACGUCCUC